Molecule: messenger RNA, 699 nt
Organism: Mucor velutinosus
Lineage: Eukaryota; Fungi; Mucoromycota; Mucoromycetes; Mucorales; Mucoraceae
Product: OPT superfamily protein
Exons: 2
Coding region: 1-699 (232 amino acids)
Source: RefSeq, a predicted model, not a curated record
AUGUGCAUCGCUCACUUUUUUAUGGUGCUGGAUGUUGGAUAUCGUUUGCGAAUGGGUGAAGCUAAUUGGAGACAUCCUAUGGUGCUGUCUGGCAUCGCCUUCUCGGCAUGUACAAGUACUCUGUUAAUCGCCGAGAUUAUCAUUUUAGCAAUUAAUUCAAGUGGUAUGGAAGAGUAUCCACUCAAAGGUGCAUUCAUCGCUGGUGUGAUUUGCGCCAUCAUUGCUGGUUCAUGUGUGUUUACAUACACAUUUAUGCCUUUGCUGUAUUGGAGGGAAAAGAGAUUAAACGAAGGCCACUCAAGAACUACGGCAUUAGGGGUUUGGUUCUUUUUUAUUCAAAACUUGUGGUAUUGCAUAUACGGUGUCCUCUACGUCUGGUUUUUUAUCAUGAACUCCUGGAGCUACUUUAGUACACUCCUGGCAAUAGACUACGCGCUUCGUUUCGUCCAAAAUCUGCUGUACACCUGGCCUCCACCGAAGAUUGUCAUUGACUACUUGUCUUCAAAGUUACCCAACACUUCAAUCAACUUAUCAACACGAAAGUCCGGGAACAAUGUCAUGUCAUCAGAACAAUACAAUGUAGAGGAAAAUAUUGAAUACGAUAACGGCAAAAAUUUGACUGACACUGACAAUAGAGCGCCUUCCGAACAUACGAUACAUAGCUCUUAUGGAAGUAAAGUAACCAUAGUUACAAGAUAG